Messenger RNA from Parnassius apollo (apollo), 984 nucleotides. The record is from the annotation of a GenBank genome assembly. NCBI's taxonomy places the organism in Eukaryota, Metazoa, Arthropoda, Insecta, Lepidoptera, Papilionidae.
AUGGAGUACCCUAGCAGAACAAAGUUAUUAGAGCUCCAAAAAAUAAUGAGUAAGAUGUCAUUCGAAGUAUGCCGCAUAAUAGUUUUACCUGUAUUUGGAGUGCGCUGGUGGGACGUAGCGCGAACAGUUCGCAAGUCAAGGUUACCAAUGACUCCACUGAGUAUUGCAAGAAUCAUUUGUAAAGGAAUUGCUAGGAAUCUGCCCGCUGAAGAAGUGGAUGAAAUAAUAUCAAGACUGCGUCUAAUAUUGGUCGCAACACAAAAUAAUAGAAUUUGGCAUGUUAUUGAAUUACGAGAGCCAUUAAGUGAAGAGCCGGUGAAACCAGCAGAAUUGCGUGAAAGACUGAUGCAAGCAUUACAGAUUAUGCGUGUUUGCAGAAAGAAGACACCAGAGGUAGAAGUAGUUCAAUGGAAAGAUCUAGAGUUUGUUAGUGUGCAGCUGUCGUCGGGCAUAAGAUCUAGUGCUUCGCUGUACCUGGCUCUCCCUCCGGGAGUUCCUGUGGCGUUAACAAGUUCGGUUCGGGGUGGCGGUCUGUUGAAAGCCUGUGUUUUAGGUCUCGGUUACAAAACUUUCGAAGACGUAAGCCUCCAUGGUCGAGAUAUUCCGUCACUACUUCGUAUACAUGCCGGAUGGAGUGAGAAUGUUGAUCGUUUGACUGAAAUACCAGAAUAUGCUCCCGUACCUAUUGUAACUAACACUGGUAUAGAUUACACUUACAAAACGUACGACCAACAAUAUGUGGAUAACAUAUUGGGUCCCAACCCCCCGCUACUAACGGAGCUGUACAUAAAGAGUUCAAAGAUGUUCUUUGAGGAGCAGAGACUGAACAAGCAAAUGAAUUUGACACUGCAGUUAAAGACCGAGGAUGUAGCGAAAACGCUCAAAUCGUGGGUACAGAUUGGUGCUCUAGCACCCACCUCAGAAUUGUUUCAUAUAUUUCAAAAGAUAAAGUCAAACAAAAUAACUUAUACUGCAGAGGAGUGA